Messenger RNA from Salvia miltiorrhiza (redroot sage), 968 nucleotides. RefSeq names its product copper transporter 5.1. Gene Ontology annotation, biological process: intracellular copper ion homeostasis; copper ion transmembrane transport. The record is from RefSeq and is a predicted model, not a curated record. The transcript has a single exon. Gene Ontology annotation, molecular function: copper ion transmembrane transporter activity. Gene Ontology annotation, cellular component: plasma membrane. Bases 269 to 709 code for a protein of 146 amino acids. Lineage: Eukaryota; Viridiplantae; Streptophyta; Magnoliopsida; Lamiales; Lamiaceae.
GCUGAAUUGAAAAUUCCACUUCGAAGAGCAUUUAAUUUCAUUUAUUUAAGCUGAACUACCACAACCAAAAAAAAAUAUAUCAAAACAAAAAUAAAUAUCUUAUCCGACGCUACCUACAAAAAGAAUAAUAAAAAAUUCCCAUCAUUUUUCCUCAAAACUAAAAACCAAACCAACCCACCAACUACACGAAAUCAAAACGCAUUCACCUCUGAAAAUCCCCAAAAAAAAAUCCCCAAAAAGAAAACAAAAACCCUAAAUUUCUGCAACGAUGAUGCACAUGACGUUCUACUGGGGCAGAAGCGUCACGAUUCUCUUCGAUUCAUGGCAGACCGAUUCAUGGCUGAGCUACUUCCUCUCUCUCUUCGCCGUCUUCCUCCUCAGCGCCUUCUACCAGUACAUGGAGGAGCGCCGCCUCCGAUUGAAGCUCCUCUCCCUCGCCAAGAGCCCCCCGCCGCCGCCGUCGGCCGCCGCGACCACCCCGCUGCUCCUCCCCAAGCUCACCGGCCGCAGGUUCUCCCCUUACCAGCUCGCGGGGGCGAUCCUGUUCGGGGUCAACUCGGCGAUCGGCUACUUCCUGAUGCUCGCCGUGAUGUCGUACAACGCCGGCGUCUUCAUCGCGGUGGUGGUGGGGCUCGCCGUCGGCUACCUCUUCUUCCGCGGCGGCGACGAGGAGCUGGUGCACAUCGACAAUCCCUGCGCCUGCGCCUGAUCCUGAUCAGAUUUGGAUGGAUGUUUGAAUCUGAUUGGUGAAUUGCGCUGUAUCUAUAUUGAAAUCGAUCGAGAUCAUUGCUCAGUUUGAUUUGGUCUUUUUCGAUUUCUUUUGUAUUUGGUGAUUUGAGUUUGGAUCUUGGAUUUAUUCUGUUGCUUGUUUGAAGAAAUGAAGUUGCGAUGGAUUUAUGUAUCGAUGUAAUUGGUCUGGGGAAAUUAUGUAUUUUUAUGCAAACUUAUAAAAACUUUAUUUCUAUAUU